ACGAGCCUUGCAUCAACGGUCUCGGUCUUUUUCCCGCUUGAUGAACAACUCCCCCUCAUCUCACGCGUUAACUCGCCAUAUUCUUGGUCGUUCUCACCCCUCACCUUCUCGUCAUCAUCCAAUGCGUCCCUUGUGUACAACGCUUCAUCUUUGCCGAACUGGAUGUCUUUCGACUCCUCGGCCAGAACCUUUGAGGGAACACCAAGACCUGAUGACGAAGGCUCGCCCAAUGUGAAGAUCACAGCAAUAGACCCAGAUUCAUCUGACUCAGCGUCUUCCUCCUUCACGCUGUGUGUGACACCCGAUCCCGCUCCUACGCUCAACACCUCGGUGGCCGAUCAGUUCUAUCACGCCAAUCCGUCCCUAUCCUCUGUGUUCCUCUUGUCUCCGAACUCUGCUCUGAAUACUGGCAACCCUAUGCUGCGGAUCCCGCCCAAAUGGUCGUUCAGCAUCGGCUUCAACUGGGACACCUUCGUCGGACCGAGGAAUGUCUACUACUCUGUUCUGCAGAAGGAUGGCUCGCCCUUGCCAGACUGGAUGGUCUUUCACCCCAAAAGCAUCACCCUGAACGGUGUUGUGCCUUCCACUCAGGAUCUACCGACGCCUCAUACGCUCUCUUUUGCUCUGCACGCGGCAGAGCAAGAGGGCUACUCUGCGGCUUCGCUGCCUUUCGAUGUCGUGAUCGCAGAACAUGAGGUGUCUCUUUCUGGGGCGUCUUUGCCGACCAUAAAUAUCACGUCUGUUACCCCUUUCGAUGUCGCUUUCUCAUCUCCGGAUGAUUUCGUAGGGAUCUUACUGGAUGGAGAGCCUGUAGAACUUGCCGAUAUAUCUAGCCUCUCUGUGGAGACGUCUAAGUAUUCUAACUGGCUAAGAUACGAUGAAGGAAGCAGAAAGCUUGCUGGGACGCCUCCCAAAGAACUGGACGGGCAGGUGGGCCCUGUCCUUCCGGUGACCUUAAAGACGACAUACAACCAGACGGUGUACACCAAUGUCUCUCUAGCGGUUGUGCCGUCCUACUUCUCCGAACAGGCUUUUGACCCCAUUCUUGUCGACGAGGGAGGCGAUGUCCGCUUCAAUCUCAUAUCAUAUUUCUCAAACCGAACUGGUGUCGGCGGCCAUGACGAUGUGAAUUUGACCGCAUCCUUCGAUCCUGAUGAGGCAGGAUCAUACCUGGUUUUCGAUUCUACAGUUGCGCAACUAUCUGGGGUAGUCCCGUUGGGGAGCGUGGACUAUAGUCACAUCACAGUGACGUUCACCGCAUAUUCUCGUAUUACACACUCGACUUCGCACAGCAGUCUUCCCAUCUCGCUGACGCCAUCUGAUUUCAAGCAUACCAAGCCGGCGGACCCCCGCACUGCGCAUCUGUCCAGCGCGGCCCGGAAGAGACUGCUGCUCGGUCUCGGAAUCGCAUUUGGAGUUAUCGGUGGGACUUUGGUUCUCGGAUUAAUCCUGGCGGCAUUUAGGCGGUGUGCGAGGGUGAAGGAUACUGCGCUAGUUGGCGAAGAGGGGUCUCGUGGAUGGACGGAGAAGGAACGGCAGUGGUAUGGAAUAGGCGACGCCAGAGUUGACGCUGAGAAAGGAUACGGAUGGUCCAACAUGCACACGGGCUCGCAGGAGUCUCAGGAUAGCAUCGUUAGCAAGGGCGAAUUCUUGGGGAAACUCCGCUCUACCGUUCGUCAAGUCAGCGACAAGUACCGCCGACAGAAGAAGCCCGUGAUUGGCAAGCCUCUUUUGUUGCUGUCCUCCGAGGAGGGGAGGAUGCGGAUGAUGGGGCUCACGGGCCCCUCUACCCCAAUUCUAAACCCAUUAGCACCUGUUAAUGGGGCUGACUAUUCUGCGACCGGGACAGCUUCGAGUCUUCACGGGUCAGUGAAUUCUUCGACUGGGGAUCGAUCUAUUCCGAAACGACGAGCUGAUUUCGGCCCUCCAACGACACCGUCCAUGCCCGGCGCUGUUCACGUUAGAAUUUCAAGGCAGCCUGGACGGCAUGAAGCUCGGCUGUCGAUCGACUCUGCGGCCUCUCUGGCAGACUCGCUGUCAUCGAACUCUUCUACAAGAACACAUGCUAUAGAGGCCGUCAUACAGACGGCAUCGCGGGCAUUGAGCGUACGGAGCAUGAAGAGUACGAGCGGGAUGUCCUACCACUCGACGCCUGAUGACACUGCUGCGGGCUCAGCAAAGGCGCGCCUGGUUCCAUUUACAAACGCCAGCCGCGUACCCGUCCCAGACCUCCCUGCAUCUCUUGUCGCCGGAAGGGCCGACGAGCGCUCUGACGGCGUUGCGGUCGGCGGUAGGAGUAAAAGAAGAGUCACUAGUCAGAUCGCGAAUAUAUCGAACGCACCGCCCCGGGGCCAGGGCCCAGACGAACUCAGCGUUGGGAUGCAGUACGUCCGUGCGUUAGGAGAGGAUAAGGAGGCUGGCACUCUCCGCAUCCACUCGGCCUCGGACUCGUUCUCGUCCUUGGAGUCUUCGCAUCGGGCACGGUCAAGUCUAGGGAGCGGCAUGAGCGCCGGGAUGCGCCAACAGAACGAGAGACAACGGAUCCUAAUCCGUGCGGGCGAACGGUUCCGGUUUCGAGUGCACAUCAUGUCUGCGGCGACAGAGUCGCAGUCCGCAAAGCCGCGGACAUACGUGGCGAGGCAGAUAUCGGGCCAGCCGCUCCCUGAAUUCGUGAAUGCCGACUUCGACGCGCGCGAGGGACGCAGGAAGGACACGGUCAAGUUCUGGGGCAUCCCGAGAAGGGAGGAUGUGGGCGAGGUGAGUAUCGGUGUAUUUGGGGAUGAUGGUGAAUGCGUAGGGUCGGCGGUUGUGGAGGUUAUA
Messenger RNA from Heterobasidion irregulare TC 32-1, 2820 nucleotides. RefSeq lists its product as uncharacterized. Gene Ontology annotation, cellular component: membrane. The record is from RefSeq and is a predicted model, not a curated record. The transcript has 2 exons. Gene Ontology annotation, molecular function: calcium ion binding. Lineage: Eukaryota; Fungi; Basidiomycota; Agaricomycetes; Russulales; Bondarzewiaceae. The annotation marks the transcript as partial.